GAAGGGGGUGAUCCGCCGCCGCCGUGGUCGUGUGGUUGUGGUGAGCGUUGAGUGUUGCGAGAUUCCUGUCUCCUCGGAAAAUGAUUUAAUUGAGAUGUCUGUCAUUUAUUAGUAGGAGGCUUCCUGAAUCAAUGUCUUUGAUAAUGGAUGGAAUUCCAAGGCCUUCAACACCUAUUUACCUCUCUGCGAAGGCAGCCUUAAUCCCAAAACGAUGUCGGUUUUGUCAUCAGUUAAUGGAGAUCAAACAAAUCAACUUGACAGAAGCUGUUCGCCUAUGUUACAAGUGCUCAACACCUUUCAGAGAUCUGAAUUCGAGUGACAUAGAAUUUUAUCAUCGGUCUUACAGAGAUGUUCACAAAAACCCCAAAGAUUGGAGUUUGAAUGUAGCCUCAGAGGAAGAAGAACUUCAUAGUAUGCAGUCAUGGAUGGAGCAAGUUUCAUUGGCUGUUAGUAAAUAUGAAGACAGCAGUGAUGAUGAUGCUCCUUCAGCGUGCAAUAAGAAUGGAAGCAAUGGGAUUCAGAAAGAUUCACUUUGUCAAUUCGAUGAUUUGGGACUUCCUGAUCUUGUUAGUGAACUUCAACAAGGUGCAAACUUUUCCAACGCACAAAGCGUAUGGAAUAAUGCAGCCAUCGAUGAACUUGAUGCUGCCUUGGCUAAAGCAGCACAUGAAAAGGCAGAUUCAGCAUCUUUACCAUUUUCGCUAGAUGACCUAUUUUUACCAGAAUGUUUGCCACAGAACCCUGAUCCCCAGUUUGACUUUGUUCCUCCAAAUGAAAGCUUAGUAAUUGAGAGGAAUGUUUCGAUCUUUGAGAGAGAAAAUAUUGAAGAUAAUGUGACUCAUGAAACAGACUUGGUUGAUCCAGUGGAUGGAUUAAGAGACUGUGAACGCGGCGAAAAAGAGGAAACCGAGGAGAAUACAUCUCGCAAAGCUCCUGAGGAUUUGAGAGAUUGUGAUAAACACAAAGGUAUUCGGGCUUGUGAAAACAUAAUUCAACAAGAUUCCAGUUUGAUUGAAAGAUCUGACUUGACACUUGGUUCAAGCUCACCAAAACAAGAAAAUAUCUCAACUAAAACAUUAAUUAGUGAAAAAUCAGAAGAAAACCAUAGUAAUACUACAAAAGAUCAAGUUAAAAUAUGUAAAAUGAUGGAUAUGAAAAGUGCUGUGGAUGAAGAUAAAAGCAUUUGUAACAGACAGGCGGACGAUAAUGAUUUUGAUGAAAAAUGUAGAGGUGACAGUGUCCUCCAAGAAGAAAGUGUUGCUGCAGAGGAGCGGUCUAGUGGGGUUUGUGGCAAAGAAAUGGAUAUUGAUCAAAAUGUUGAUGAUGUUCUUAAAACACCAGCAAGAGACAGUGACCUAAAUGAUGACUGUCUGUACAUUGGUAAGACACCAGAAAAGAAUUCUGAUUUAAAUGACAAAUGUGAUUACUAUUGUAAAACGCCAUCAAAGGAUGCCAAUUUAGAUGAUGAUUGUGUUAAUAUUUUUGAGACUCCAGAGAAAAACACCGAUGGCAAUUUGUUUUGCAACACACCAAUUAAAAAUUGCAAUUUUAGAGACGAUUCUUUUGACAGUUGUCAAACAUUAGAAAAGAGCACUGGUUUCGAUAGAAAAUUAACUGACAACAAUCAGCAACUGUCAGCUAAUGACCAUAAUUUUGCAGAAUUUUCUACGUCAACACCACAAGUAGUCUUGAGGGAAAAGAAAUAUCGAAGAUCAACAAUGGGAUUAAGUUGUGGACAUAGCGUUGUAUUAUCUUUAAAUUCUCAAAAUUUUGUACUGCCUAUCGAAACCAAUAUUCUGACACUGGACAGCACUGGUAUUUUCUCAGCAUAUCCCCCCGAUACAUUGGUGUCUCAAUUUUUCUGUGAUUGUGAUGAUGAGAUUUUACAACUUUCUCCGUCAACUCAAGAGAAAGAAGAUCACUGUGUGGACUUUCGGCUGCCGGAACUAUCUGUAUGUUCAGUAAUGGACAAAGACGUUUAUGAUGAUCGGGAAGAAGAUUUACGUUGUUUUCCUUCAGAUUUAGAUAAGAUAAUAUUUUCCCCGAAGGAGACAUCUUUGAAACGAGACAACUUUAAACCGAAACUUAGAAGUAAAAUGAAACCCACUAAGUUGUUGCUAGACACUUCACAACCCAACAUGUGUGAACCACCAAUAAUCAUUUCUGAACAAUCGAUUUGUCAACCCAACAGCAUACUUGUAACAGUUCCUGCAGAUCAUGAUAUAACUCCUGAGAUGCUUGAGUCAUCAAGUUUAAAUGGUAUUCCUAUUCUGUUUGAGUGUUUGGAUAGUAGUGUUCUUCACAACAAUGUGAAUGUUGCAGAGGUGCAGGAUACCCACAAAGAAUUUGAGAGUAAACUUGUGGUACCCAUGGCAGUUGAUGAUGAGCUUGAAACUGAUUUUCAUUCUGAUAAUAAUAAUUACAACAAUCAGACUCCUGCUUGUCAAUUGGAACAAAAUGUAACAAAUAUUAAUCCUGUGUUAGUUGAUGAUGAGGCGAAAACCUUUGUUCAUUGUGAUACGGAUGAGAAACAGGCUCCUCCAAUUUUUGAAGACGUUGUGGUAAAUGCACAAGACAAGGCUGCCAGUGCUGACUCAUCCGAGCAAUUUUCAAUUAGUUAUUCUAUUUGUGACUCUCUUGGAGGCUUUCGAAUAGAUGUAAAUCGGUGUGAUCCAAAUAACAUUUUUAGGGCUGAAGAGAGUUUUGUUAAUGCUGAAGUCACUAAAGAUGUCUCAGUCUUGGAGCCUGUUCAGCAUAGCAUCAGCAAUGAAUUGUGUUAUAAAGACCAUACAGAAAAUUAUUCUGUGGAGAGAAGUGAUUUUUUAAAUAAUGAAGCUUUUUGCUCUAGAAAUGAACAUGGUGUCCCAUCCAAAGAGACCAACUAUUGUAGCACAGGGAAAGAAACCAAGACAGUGAAGCAAAUGGUUAGAGGACCUUUGCUCUGUUAUGAAAGAGUGGAAGAGGAGGAUGAUGAGCUUAGAUCCUUCACAGGUGCCAAAUUUUCACUUCUAGCUAAGAGAAAGAAAGGAGCCAAAGUUACGCCUGAUUCUAAAGUUGUAAAUCUUAUGCAAGUUGUACAAAACGAAGUUAAAAGGAGUAAUACACCUGAACGUGAAAGAAAGAAAAAUUCUACCAUUGAUGAUCUUUGAAAAAACAAGUUUGUUGUUUUGUCUAUUUUGUCUUUAUAGUAUGAUUGCUCUCGACUUGUGAUAAGUAAAUGUGAUUUUUGUGAAAUAGUGAAAAAUAUAAUUAUUUUUGAAAUUGC
Messenger RNA from Thrips palmi, 3265 nucleotides. RefSeq lists its product as uncharacterized. The record is from RefSeq and is a predicted model, not a curated record. NCBI's taxonomy places the organism in Eukaryota, Metazoa, Arthropoda, Insecta, Thysanoptera, Thripidae. The transcript is spliced from 5 exons. The coding region runs from base 132 to 3149 and encodes 1005 amino acids.